AUGGGAAAUAGUAAUCCAAUCGGAUGUUGUACCUCAGCACAGAGGUCAGAAACUAGUAGUUAUCGAGAAGAAGCUUCUAUCCUGGACAAGACUUCCAGCGGUCUUCCAAAAGUGAAUCAGUUUAAGAAGAAGACCAAGAUCUUAACAAUCGCAACUAGGAUGGAAAGAAAUACGAAGUUAGACAUCCUUAAUGAUGCCUUAGCUGACAUGGCUAUCACUGAGGAGCCAAUAAAGCAUUAUUAUAAGCUAGGAGAGGUGAUGGGAGCUGGCAAAUAUGGUGUGGUGAAGGCAGGCACAUCUCUAAGUAAAUCUUGCUACAAAGUUGCCGUGAAAGUUAUCAAACUUGAAAAACUCAAAUCUCAGUACCACUCUAUUGUUCAAGAAGUGUUAGCAUUAAAGAAAAUUGAUCACCCAAAUGUCGUCAAGAUUCUUGAGAUUUUUAAGGAUAAAAAGAAGCUGUACAUUGUCAUGGAGCUAGUCGAGGGCAUGGAACUUUUCGAAUUCGUUGUAUCAAAGUCGAUGCUGAGUGAAAAAGAAGCUAGGAAGAUAACCACUCAGCUACUCAAGACCAUUAAGUAUUUAGGAGAAUGUAACAUUUGUCACAGAGAUCUCAAGCCUGAAAACAUCAUAAUUAACCCAGAUACUUUAAAAUUGAAGAUUAUCGACUUUGGUUUAUCAGCUUUUUAUGAACAAGAGAAAUUAUCCACAAAGGUAGGGACACCUUACUAUGUUGCACCUGAGGUUUUGGAUAAGUGAUAUGGCAAAGAAUGUGACCUUUGGAGCUUAGGAGUCAUCACUUAUGUCCUUCUUUCAGGAUGUCCUCCCUUCCAAGCAAAGACAUUACCUGAGUUAUUCGUAAAAAUUCGCAGCUGAGACUUAAAAUAUAUAAAUAAAGAUUUUAAAAAUCUCUCCCAGUCAAGUAAAGACUUUAUCAAAGGACUUCUCACGGUUGAUCCAAAGGAAAGAAUGACAGCAGAUGAAGCUUUACAGCACCAAUGGAUCAUUAAAGCUCAAGAGCAGGCUCCAGAACUUAAUGACAGAGUGAUCUCAAAGCUUGCUAGGUACAGAACACCAGACAUCCUGAAGAAAGAAAUCUUUAAUCUUCUACUGAGCAACAUCCAGUCAGAAGUGAUCCAAGAAUGGAACCAACUCUUCGAAACCCUAGAUGUAAAGAAUACCGGCUGUAUUAGGAUCAAAGAGCUCAUUGAGCUUCUUGGCAAUAAUAAGAAGUUUAAAAAACAACUGAAGCAACUUAAGAAAUUAGACAAGAAAGCACCAGAGCUUGAGAUUCAUUAUUCAGAUUUUUUGUUGAGGAUUGUGGAUGUACGGAAGGAAAUUAAGGCUAAAGAUAUUGCUAAUGCUUUCUUUCACCUUGAUGGGAGUAAAAAUGGCAAGAUUAGUGCAGAGGAUCUUCACAGAUUUCUGAAAAGAAGAGGGGAUGAGUUUGAUCUUGAAGAGUGUAAAGAUAUGAUCAGAAAAGCUGAAGAGAAGCUUUUGUCCCUCUCUGCUGAUCAUAAAAAGAAUAACACUCAAAAUGAUACUCAGGAUGACACUCAAGCUGGAGAACUGGGACAGACAGAGGAACUUGAUUACAAAGAUUUCAAGACUUAUCUUAUCGCACCAAGCCUUGAAUCAACUCAGACAGCCCUCCUACAAAGCCAAUCUUCUAUCAGGAUCAGCGAAUAUAAGGCUUUUGAUAGAGAAUCUCCCCUUGAUUUGAGCGAAGAAGAUUGCCAGAAUAUUGGGUUGCUUAAAAAUGUAGAACAUAUCAAGGAAUAUAGCCAAAAAUUAGAAGAAAUUCCGGCUGGUAAUAGCUGCAAAGACGAUGUUGAAUUCAAAAUAGACAUUAUGAGCCAAGAGUCAUUCAAAGAUCCUGACUUAGGACUCUCACCGCCACUACUUUAUGAGUCUAAUCCUUCCCUCUAAUGUAGGGGCUGUACAUAUUCUAAGUAUUUAAUUAAUCAGUUUUAG
This is a messenger RNA of Moneuplotes crassus, 1971 nucleotides long. The record is from the annotation of a GenBank genome assembly. NCBI's taxonomy places the organism in Eukaryota, Ciliophora, Spirotrichea, Euplotida, Euplotidae.